AUGCGAAAUUUAUCACUCCUCGCACUUGUACUUGUUUCUACAUCCCUUCUUUCAGGCUCACAACACCAUGCCGAGGCCAUUAUGAUAGAUAGUACAUCACAAAGUAUGCUAUCCCAAGAAUUUGGCAAUCGAUUGAUACGUCGAUAUGGUGGUAGCUUAGGAGGGGGUGAUAGAAUGUUUAAUAAAAGAUAUAACGUAAUAUCAUCCGGCCUUCAGGAAAGAGCCGAAGUAGACAAUGCUAAAAUUCCAAAUCCCAAAGCUAAAGUUCUAAUACCCAAGGCCAAUAAUCAACCUCCCAAGAAACCUGCUAUUAAGGAAGCUAAAGAACCAGCGAAAAAUCCCAAAGGCAAGGAAGCCGUUGGUAAGAAUGUAACACCAAAACAAGUUCCUAAAAUGACAAAAUUAAAGGACAUUGAAGAUACUACAGAUCCAAAGAAACCGGAACCAAAGAAAGAACAAAAGAAAUUAGAUGACGUAAAAGAAAAAGAAUCAGAAGGCAAAGUUCAAGAACAAAAAGAUAAAUCUUCCGCAGCAGAUGACCAAGGUGGCGCGCCAGUUGGAUCAGCUCCGCAAGUUCAAACUGGUGGUUUAUCAUAUCAAGCUGCAGCUGGACUUACCACUGUCGGUGGAGUCAUGGUUUUGGUUACCGGUCUAUUUGCCUUUGUCCGUAGAAAGAAAAAUAAAGAAAUGACAAACAGCAUCGUGUCAACUUCAGCAACUGCUUGGGAACAACAAAACUCCGCAUAUGAAAAAAUGGAUGAGGAAACCAAACCAUUAGGUUCAUACACAGUUAUUGCAACUUAUACACCAGCAUUGGCCGAUGAGUUGGAUAUACAACCAGGGGACAAGGUUACGAUCUUGGUUGAGUAUGAUGAUGGAUGGGUGCAAGGUAUUAAUGAAACACGUGGUGGAGCCAAAGGUGUCUUCCCUCGCCAUUGUGUAGACAUGAACACCGUCCUAAAUAACAAACGAUCAAGUUCCAUAGGAGGAUAUACAGUGGUGGAUCUUAACUAG
Molecule: messenger RNA, 1014 nt
Organism: Funneliformis caledonium
Lineage: Eukaryota; Fungi; Glomeromycota; Glomeromycetes; Glomerales; Glomeraceae
Source: the annotation of a GenBank genome assembly